Myripristis murdjan (pinecone soldierfish) is the source of this 2728-nucleotide messenger RNA. It is a transcript of the gene plvapa, whose product is annotated as plasmalemma vesicle associated protein a. NCBI's taxonomy places the organism in Eukaryota, Metazoa, Chordata, Actinopteri, Holocentriformes, Holocentridae. Gene Ontology annotation, biological process: regulation of vascular permeability; positive regulation of cellular extravasation. The transcript is spliced from 6 exons. The record is from RefSeq and is a predicted model, not a curated record. The coding region runs from base 469 to 2415 and encodes 648 amino acids.
CAAACCUGUGACACAGAGAGGAAACGUUUGGUCCGCUUCAGUGUUGGCAGAGGGGGUAGUUCAGCCUCUAUUUCCAGUCCCCUCAUCAGAGGUUCCUUGGAAAUGGACGUGGCUGAUCUGAGAUAACAGAGCAGUGUUUUAUCUAUUCAUCUGACUUAUGACUUGGGAAGGCAGACAUCUGAAAGCGCACAGGAGGAACCGUUCUCUCUAAUUUAAGGGGAACCUUGUUUGAGCUUGACAGGCUGCUCAGACCCACUCUCAAGCAAGGACGUUUUCUGGUUUAUUCAGCAUAUUCACAGUUGAGGUUGAUUAGAGUUUGCCUUUAUCCCUCAGUGUCUCAGAAUACAUUCCAGCCAGUGGUUUGGGUUUAUUUUACUCUACGGCUGUGCUACUUCUUAAUUUUUUUUUUUUUUUUUUUUUUUUUUUUUUUACUGUUCUACAUUGCCUGUCUUUUGUUCAUCGUCAGCCAUGUACAGCAGUAGCUACUCCCAGGUCUCCAAGUACAACCCGGGGGGCAGCAAGAAGAUGCAGCACCGCUCAAAGGGCAAGAGCUGUGGCUACUACAUGCGAGUUGUCUUUUUCUUUUCUUCACUGAUUCAGUCCCUGAUCAUAAUCAGCCUUGUGCUCUUCCUGGUCUACGGCAAAAAGCAGGACUCAGCGUCCACUGCACGGAUUCAGGACUUGGAGGAGAGCUUCAGCCGGCUCUCCAUAGAGAACGUCGACCUCAGGCAGCAGAGGAAGAACCUCACCAACUUGCUCAACGUCACCCUAAUGGAGAAGGCCCGAAACGACUGGGACCUGGCCCAGAUGCGUUCUACUGCCAACAUCUCAAUUUUCAUUAUCACUGAUCUCGGCAUGAAACUGAAUCAGUGCAAUGAGAGGGCCAAGUUCUUAAUGCCAACUACUUUUGGGGGACCUCCAUGCAAACCAGCAAUUCCAAUCUUCCCAAGCAACUGCAACUGUGGCCUUCAGGAUGAGCAGCUGAAAGCCAUGCUUGAACUCAUGCGGGCCAACUUCACCCACACAACUCAGAUGAUGAGGAUAGAAAUGGAUCAGGUUUACAGAGAGCGUGACAAUAUUAACCUGGACGCCAUCCGCCUGAGAAGAGAAAAAUCCACACUUGAGAAGGAGAUGGCUGCCUACAGAGUGAAGUGCAAAGAAGACUUUGCCCUUUCCUUGAGCGGUAUCUCCGAUGUCUCCAAGGCCUUCCUGGAGAAGAUCGAGUCCCUCUUCCCCAGGCACAUCGCCUUCCAGCUAACUUGUGAGAAACAGAAGGAUAACCUAGAGCAGAUCCGCAGCAAUUGCACCAGCCUGUCUCGAGAGGUAGAAGACAAGUUCCAGCGUUACCUGGACAGCGUGGGAGCUCAGGUGUCAACGAUCCAAUCUGAGAGCAGCCGCUUGAAAGCAGAGAACUGGCGACUGACCGAAGACUACCGCUGGUGCAGCCAGAACCGCACGGGCCUGAUCCAGGAGCACAGACAGAACACACAGAACAUCCAGCUGAAAUGUGAUAAGGAUAAGGAGAAACUUCUGGUGGAGAAGAGACGGCUAAGUGGAGAUCAAGAAGUGCUGAACCGCAACAUCAACGUGAAAGAUAAAGAGAUCAUCCACCUGAAAGAACACAUUAAGCUGCUCAACAUGACUUGUGCUUCCAAGACAGGGCCUGGGGCUACUCCUGGAAGGUUCCCCUUCCCAAACACACUGGGUCAGCCCAACUCACCAGUGAACAAGUUUAAUCCUGUGGGGUCCGGCUCACCUAGCUCUUCUGCUACGAAUUCGUUUAGUCGGCCAGCAUCAAGUCCGAGCUUAACCAGUUAUGGCUCGAACAAACCAGCAGUGGGCACCUCAAGCAUAGGGUCAAACACUGGGUCAACUGGAUUAGGUUCAAGCUCAGGGCAGGGAUCUAGUAAGCCAGGUUCAAACACAGUUAGCUCAUCAAGCUAUGGGUCAAACAGAUUAGGUUCUUCAAGUACGAGUGGAGUGGGUUCAUCAAGUUCAUCAGCGUCGGUGUCCACAGGAACUGGAGUAGUGAAGAAGCCAGGCACAACUGGGGUGGGUUCAACCACAGGCAUAGGCAGUGGGACUAGUAACACAGGGCAAAGUAGUUCAGGCAUCCCACCCAAAACUGGGUCAAGCAGCAAUCCAUGGGGGACGUUGUUUGGGGCAGGCUCAAGCAGCAGUAAUACAGGACAAAGCAGGACAGGAACUACACCGGCGAGGGGAACAGCAACAGGUGGGACUAGCUAUAGUGGAACCGGAUCUUCAUACGGAACAGGAAGAACAACUGGAUCAGGGGUUGGCUCCAGCCCGGGCACAGUGAACAUAAACCAGCACCUUCAAGAUCUGCAACGGAUUGCCAAUCCUUCUAGUGCACAGGACAAGAACAAAAAAGAGCCCCCCAAAUUAUUUGGUUAGUCCAAAGGGGAUUGACUCAUCCUUCAAUUCCAUGUGUAAUGCAAAGCUAAAAGCAAGCUCCUCAUAUUGAGUUCAUAUAUAUCAAUUAAUGUACUAUAUGAUGUACACUUUUUUACCACAUUAUACUUGUAACCUGCCUUUAUAAAAGGAUUUCUCAUGAAUUUGAAUAACUUUUGCACUUUUGUUUAAUAAAAUGUGAAGUUCAAGUGUUCACUGAUGUUUCACUCAAAAAAAUCUACCAUUUACCACGAAUAAGCUCAGUGUUACACUGUAAAUACUAGAAAAAAAUAAAAGCCCUUUGUUCAAAUGUGAG